AUAAUGGCGCGAGGCCUAAUCCUUUCGCUGCGAAUGGAAACCAUGACAACACUUCCCAAUCCAUCAACCUUCCUUUCUCUUCGCCAUUUCCGCCAUUACAAUCAUCUUCUUCGUCGUCUCCGUUACUCUGUUCCUCCGCUUCGUUGCUUCUAUCAGUCCGUUUCUUCUGCGCCCGAGGCCGUCGACAUGACCAACUACCAUCACGCUUUCUCCGCCCGGAUGGCCAUGGCCGGCCUUAAGCCCCACCACCGUAUCGCUCUAGGGGUCUCUGGAGGACCAGACAGUAUGGCACUGUGUGUUCUAACUGCCCAUUGGAAGACCAAUGGCUUGAGUGUUAAUCAUGAUUGUGAUGGCUUCAUUGAUGGGCUUUUGGCUAUAAUUGUUGAUCACAGCCUACGAGCUGAGAGUAAAGAGGAGGCUAAUAUUGUAUCUCGUCGCGUCUCUAGAAUGGGACUCAGAUGUGAGAUUGCCCAUUGUGAGUGGUUGGAUGGUCGACCAAAACAAGGUCACUUGCAGGAAGCAGCUCGAGACAUGAGGUACCGACAUUUUCAGAAAGUUUGCAUCCAAAACCAGAUCAGUGCCUUGCUUAUUGCGCAGCAUGUUGAUGACCAGGCUGAGUUAUUUGUUCUCAGACUAUCGCGAAACAGUGGUGUGCUAGGACUUGCUGGAAUGCCGUUCGUGUCUCAGAUAUUCUCGUCAUACACACAUUCUUGUGAUUCGAAUGAUCAUGGUAUUCUUCUUGUGCGGCCGCUUCUGGAUUUCUCAAAAGAAGACAUGUACAAGAUUUGUCAAGGAGGCGAACAGAAGUGGGUGGAAGACCCAACUAAUCAAAGCCAGCUAUAUGCUCGUAAUAGGAUCCGAACAUCGUUAAGAAAAUACUCAUCAUAUACAUUCAAUUCCGAGCUACAAGCAGUUAUUUCUUCCUGUCAACAGACACGGUUAUACGUUGAUAAUGUUUGCUCCAACUUGAUAAAUAAAGCAGUAACUGUUACGGAUCUUGGCUACGUUGUCAUUGAUUUGGAGAUCCUUAAAGAGUCAAAAGUUGAAGACAUUUGCCUGUCAAGGUUUAUUGCUUUGCUUUUGCAGUUCGUCUCACAAAGGAACAGGCCAAUUAGAGGUAGUACUUCAAAGUUGCUUUUGGACUACAUGCAUACUUUCCCGUGCAAGACCUCCCUUACAGCAGCUGGUUGUUACCUUUGUCCAGCGCCCGGAUCAAAAGGCACCAAAGCCCUGGUUUGUUAUUCUGUUGAUCAUCCAUUGCCUCAAACAAAAGAAUUCCUCAAUGUGCAGUCAUAUGUUGAACAUCAAUACCAAACUUCAAAUGACGUAGAGCAAAUCAUAGCAGGUAGCAAAUUGUAUUUGGACCGCUUGGUUCCAGAUGCAUCGAAAGUGCAUUUUUUGGACAUAACGUCUGAAUCAGUUCUGACUGAAGCUAGAAGACUCAAUAUGCUUAGUGAGUCGACAUGCGAAAACAUCCUUCUAUUACAAAGAGAUGAAGUUAAACAUUUCAGGACUGAAAAGAGAGCGAAAUCAGAUUUCGAGUCAAAAGGCAAAGUAAAAUCCAUCAGUAUGUAUUCCGAACCGCUUAAUCCCGGGCAAAUUUGUUCCUUCAUGAACCGAUUCUUUGUCACAUGGAAAACACCUGAGGAAACUGUUUGUGAGCAGGGUUUGGGAGGGGAAAGUUGGCGCCAUCAUUUCAGGUCAUGCAUGGUUGGUGAUGAAAUGGCAACCGAGGUGCGCCACAUGGCAGAAUCUGACUGGCUGUAUCUUGUCAACUUGGUAAAGAGUCCCACUUCUUUUCAACAGCAAAAUCUACCUUCAGCUAGCGGAGAUGGGAAAAACUUGUGUUUGGAUUAUGCAAGGUACUCAGCUCAAAGGGCUCUUCGGAUUCUGAAAUCUGUCCCAGUUGCUGCAAGAAGAGGCUUACCUGUUCUAAUCAAUAGUCAAGGACUUCUACUAAGCAUCCCGAGCAUUGGCUUCAAACAUUGCGCUCGGUUAGAUGUAACAGCGGUAUUCAUGCCAAGAGUACCCCUCGGAGGCGGUCAUAGUUUUUUCAGAUGAGGACCUCAUAUAUUUGGAUGUAUGAGCCAUAGGAAGUAGAGGCCAAUGAUUAGAAAGCAGAGCCGUUUUCCAGUUAUCGAAUGACAAGAUGGUUUUCUAAUCUCUCCACCGGCUCUCACCCGUUAAAACACCAGGGAACUAACAUCAUUUUUGGCUUCGCUUGAUCUGUAAAUUACACUGUAAAGUAGGUUUCACAACUUUACAUGCAUUAAUAAAUGUCCGUUCCUAUA
Messenger RNA from Morus notabilis, 2291 nucleotides. Its product is annotated as tRNA(Ile)-lysidine synthase. The record is from RefSeq and is a predicted model, not a curated record. The transcript has 11 exons. NCBI's taxonomy places the organism in Eukaryota, Viridiplantae, Streptophyta, Magnoliopsida, Rosales, Moraceae. Gene Ontology annotation, biological process: tRNA processing. Bases 4 to 2061 code for a protein of 685 amino acids. Gene Ontology annotation, molecular function: ligase activity, forming carbon-nitrogen bonds; ATP binding.